GUAGUUUUUUUGUUUGUCUCAUAUUUCUUUGAAGCAGGCCAAUUGGCCAUAUUAUCUAAUUAAUUAAUACAAUAAUUAAAUACUUUAAAUACUAAAAAAAAAAGUUUCUUUUUUUUUUCUUUUGCAUUGUUGUUAAGUGUAUAGGGACCCCAUUUUCUUGAGUUGACAAGGUUUUGUUUCUGGGUCUGCUUUCAUCUUUUCAAAAGGAUUCAAUUUCUUGUUUCUCAAACACGUUUUCCAUACUAUAAAAUCAUUGUUUUUUUCUUUGUUCCUUCUUGUGUUUCUUCUUGUUCUUGUUCCUGAAAACUCUUUCAGUUUCUUGUGAUGUGGAGAGAUCCAGGAGUUUCAGCUGAUUCUUUCUAUGAAACCAAACCUGAUUGCACUGAUGUUCCCAUUACAAGAUUUAAGAUCAAGGCUGGUAAAACACUAAGUCCAAGAAAAUGGCAUGCUGCGUUGAGUCAAGAAGGGUAUCUGGAUAUAGGCAGGACUCUGAGACGAAUCUAUCGAGGGGGAGUCCAUCCAUCAAUUAGGGGAGAAGUUUGGGAAUUUCUACUUGGUUGCUACGAUCCCAAGAGUACAUUUGAUGAAAGAGAUCGGAUAAGACAACACCGAAGGAGACAAUAUGCUACAUGGAAAGAAGAAUGUCGCCAAUUGUUUCCUCUUGUUGGAAGUGGUAGAUUUAUCACAUCACCUGUAAUUACCGAUGAUGGCCAGCCAAUUCAAGACCCCAUGAUUAUUCCAGAAACAAAUCCAGCCAAUGGAUUGGCUGUACUUCCUCAAGAUAAUAAUAGGAUUUCAAGUAUAAAUUCCGCAAAUAUUUUAGAAAAUGUGGCAGACAAGAAACUAAUCCAGUGGAUGUUAACUCUCCAUCAAAUAGGUCUUGAUGUGGUUCGCACUGAUAGGACAUUGGUUUUUUAUGAGAAGCAAGAAAACUUGUCAAAAUUAUGGGAUAUUCUUGCGGUUUAUGCUUGGAUAGAUAAAGAAGUUGGGUACGGUCAAGGAAUGAGUGACCUAUGCUCUCCAAUGAUAAUUCUUCUUGAUGAUGAAGCAGACGCAUUUUGGUGCUUUGAACGCCUAAUGCGUAGAUAUCGAGGAAAUUUCAGAUGCAUUGGUCGCACUCUCGGGGUGGAGGCUCAACUAAGUAAUUUGGCUUCAAUUACUCAAGUAGUUGAUCCAAAGCUUCAUAAACAUAUAGAACAUAUUGGUGGAGGUGACUAUGUAUUUGCUUUUCGGAUGCUAAUGGUUCUGUUUCGUCGAGAAUUUUCCUUUUGUGAUUCAUUGUACCUAUGGGAGAUGAUGUGGGCACUAGAAUAUGAUCCUCACAUGUUCUUGAUGUAUGAAGAAGCUCAAUCAGUUUCUGAAAGAGCUGAGGGUUUCAAAGGAAAAGCAAAGUCAAUACGACAAUGUGGAAAAUACGAGAGACAAAAUAUGAGAAAUGGAGCAAAGGAUUCUGAAUCUCCUCUUCCUAUAUCUGUUUUCCUUGUUGCUAGUGUGUUGAAAGAUAAAAGUACAAAACUACUCGAUGAAGCGCGAGGCUUGGACGAUGUUGUCAAGAUAUUGAAUGACACAACAGGAAAUCUAGAUGCCAAAAAAGCUUGCAUGGAGGCUGUGAAGCUUCACAAAAAAUAUUUAAGAAAGGCCAAGAAAGCCUAAAACCAAAUAUAUCUGUUGAUUCUUUUCCCUUUGGGAUGAUUAAAUGAUGUGAUGCUUCUUGCAUGCUGUCAAUAUUAUUCCUUGGGAGACAAUAAUGGAGUUCAUCAAAUUUCGACUGUGAUUUGCAUAACUGAUUAAAGGAUCCAAGUUUUCAACCAUUAAUUAAAUUCCCUGAGGGGAAUUGUUGUUGUAUGUCAAAUUAAUUUCAUUUUUUUUUCUUCUUGUGUAUCCAAAAGAACAUGUAAAAUUGUGUAAGAUAAUAUAAUGUUGUACAAACUAUGUACUUUGUAACAUAUUUAUGUUGUAUUAUUACAAAAGGAGAAAACAUAAACCAGA
Molecule: messenger RNA, 1989 nt
Organism: Trifolium pratense (red clover)
Lineage: Eukaryota; Viridiplantae; Streptophyta; Magnoliopsida; Fabales; Fabaceae
Product: rab GTPase-activating protein 22
Exons: 11
Coding region: 325-1653 (442 amino acids)
Biological process (GO): activation of GTPase activity
Molecular function (GO): GTPase activator activity
Source: RefSeq, a predicted model, not a curated record